Aspergillus homomorphus CBS 101889 is the source of this 1908-nucleotide messenger RNA. RefSeq lists its product as uncharacterized. Gene Ontology annotation, cellular component: plasma membrane. The annotation marks the transcript as partial. Lineage: Eukaryota; Fungi; Ascomycota; Eurotiomycetes; Eurotiales; Aspergillaceae. Gene Ontology annotation, biological process: potassium ion transmembrane transport. The transcript is spliced from 5 exons. Gene Ontology annotation, molecular function: potassium ion transmembrane transporter activity. The record is from RefSeq and is a predicted model, not a curated record.
AUGUUCUGUUCCGGAGACCGCGAGAAAGGGCCCGUGGCCUUGGAGGAACAAUGGGACUAUAUCAAUCUGAGUGACUUCAAGUCCGAAUCUUGCUGGUCUGGUUUCUCGUACUUCCUGAUCUAUGUGUUCCUGUUGGUAUCGGUGGCCGUUUAUGGUGUAGACACCUUUACGGCUGUCAAUCUGCUGGCUUUCUCGCGAUGGGCCGGCUCAAUUGAGCCUGCUAUCCCUUUCAAAAUCUCGCGCUGGAUCUUCGCCGUCUGUAUCAUAGUGUCUCUCGCUCUUUUGAUCUACCGGUGGAUGCGUGCUAUUCGGGCGAUGCGCUCGGGGAGUAUCGCGCACAGCUAUCUGGAUUCGCUCGCGGUGCGCAUUCAGAGUAUUCGGAUGGGACAGAAUGGGCGUGGGUGGCGGCGCUUCUUGGUCUUUGCCGAAUUGACUAAAAGUAGAAAGGGCGCGGAGUAUGUGGCGCUCUUUGCUUACUUCUCCUUUGAAUCGUGGAUGAGCACCAUCUUUGCUGAUGGUCCGCGACAAGUCGUCAACGCCAUUACACUCUACUCGGUGAUGCAGAUGGAUUUGCUUCCCGGUGGAGAAAACACGGCCAGUAGCGAUGGAUCCACCGCUUCUCAGCUUUUCAAUAAUAUCAAACUUCUGGCGGAAAAUAACACUCGACAGGCUUUGGUGCUGGUUGGCAUGAUAUUCACUCUGGUCAUUUGGGUUCUGUCAAUGAUCAAACUUCUGCUGGCGGUGGUGCUCUACUUGCUAUUCCUCUGGCAUCAUAUUCCCUCGGAGGAUGGUUCGUUGAAGAGGUACUGCAAACGCAAGAUCAACUCGCGACUGACCAAGAUCGUCCGGAAGAAGGUCAACAAGGCACUGGCCAAAGGCGUGGCUCUACAGGAUCGGAAGCCUACAACCCCCAAUAUGGGGAUUGAUAGGAAGCCCACUUUGCCGGCAGUCGGAAUGAACGAUGAUGAUAAGACGCCAGUAGUCACAACCAUCUCGCGGAGUACGACACAGACCACUUUGCCGGCCUACUCAUCUCGCCCAGGCACAGCCGGUCCCGAUCGCAAACCUACUCUUCCGGAUCUAUCGACAUUUGACGAAAAGCUCCCAGCUCUUAGCCGGACGGUGACCCAGUCGAGUUUUUCAGACGCUGCUUCUAUGUCUGGCAGCACUGCUGCGUCCACAUACAGCCCCCUAGACCGACAUGGCGCGUCUGCGCCUCCAGUGCCGCCUCUCCCUACCCAAGGUCCGGCUCCAAUGCCGCUUUCUCAAACUCCGAGACCACGCCAAAACUUCAACCCAGCCCCCUCAGUGCCAGGGUAUGGAAACCCAACGGACCCGCCAUCACCUGCUCCGCCUAUGCCACGCAUCCAGACCCCUAUGUCUCGCUCGAACUACACCCCAGCGCCAGCCUCUGCCAUGCGCGAUCAGAGUCAUAUGCCGUAUGCAGCUGGGCCACAGGAUUCUGGUGAUGGCUAUAACCCGUUCGAGAAUCAUGAUGCAUAUUACCCACAGUCAAGCGUGCCUCUCCGUCCUUACAGCCCGGCGAAUGGACCGAACGCACGGUCUUUGACAUCUGGAGCGAUUCGUUCUCCUGUCGAGGACAUGUCUACUAGGACUUUCUUCCCCCCUAUGCAGCCAACUGGCGCUCCAUAUCCUGUGGCCGAUCAUGAGUAUUAUGACCCGUCGUUCGCUCCGGCUGGUCUAAGCGACACUCGACCUCCCCCGCCUGCUACCACUGCGGGUAGCUGGGAGACGAGAACGAUGUCUCCGACGACUUCAGCGAAUGCAAAUGGCUAUGUGGCUUUCUCCCCGGUGACCCACGCCGCGUCAUCAACCGCUGAGUCGUUUACACCGGCGGCAGCGCAUGCAUUAUCUUCUCCAACGACCCAGACAUUUGCUCCAGCCACA